UGCCGAUGGACAAGUUCACCAGACAAUGCCAGAAGAGCAACAUGUGGGCUCGCCGUCGAAACAACACAGCCAGCAGAAGUCUGGAGAGUAGUCUCCGUCAUCUGGAGAAGGGAUAUAACCGAAACUACCGCCAAUAUCUUCGAGACAAGAUCAGGUUACAGUCGGACCUCAGAGAUCUGAAGCAUGUCCCGACAGAGGCUGAAGAACAACUGAGCUCAAAUGACGGAAGCCAGCUAAUAGUAGUUCCGGGGGCACAUUUUCCCCAGAAUGAUUCCACGGAGGCCAACGGCAGCUACGUCAUAAUUCCACCACGUAGUCAAGGUCUUUUAAAUACCAAUACGGCCAGAAAUACGACGAAUCGGAAACCUGAUCCUCGACCUCAAAGUAAAGAUAGACCGGCCUCUAAUUUACCGCCAAGAAGCAUCUCCGCUCUGUCUCUUGCAUCGACUAUUCCUCAUGGAGUGCGUGAUCUUAGCAGCAGUCUUUCAGACACUCACGCAAAGAUCAGUUCAAGUGGGGGUAUAAUUACAAGUACGCCUCUCGCUCCUGUUGACUCGUCUUUCGUUACGCGAAGUCAUACAGUCGCCGACUUGAGCUUUCCAAACAGGACGUGGGCAGAAACUUCCGGAGGUUCCCGAGUCUGUAAAAUUUCCCGUCCUCUCACAUCGACCCACUGUUGCCAGUAUUUCCCUUGCACAACGCCCAUAACGUACCACACCAUAGGGUUCCGCAGAGACGAUCUGGGGCCCUGGGUUACUGACGGUAGAAAGUUCAAAGCGGAAAGGCCAAGAGAAAGUCAAAACAGUGAAUCCAGUCCACGCUACGCGUCUGACCCACGACUAACCAUGGCUUCCAGUCGUGACUCAUCUCGACUGAAAAAGACUCAGAAAUUCGAGGAUCAGUUUUAUUCUAUUAAUUUGUCAGCAGACUCUUCUGGAACAUGCAACACAUCUUCGUCCACUGUCUCUGGAACAGCAGAAUCUGCAACCGAAAACUUUCGCGACCGUGUCUCAGGAGCACGCAAGACCACAGGUCAGUUUUGUCCAACUAUUGACGGUCCACUCUUUGGGCCUAAACCAUCAGAUCCUAUUCUAGAAUACGUCCGACAAGGCUCCACGAAGCCGAUGGAGAUCGCUACCAGGUCGUGUGCCCGGGUGAGCAUCAAAGACAAACUGAGAGGGCUCAGACAGCUGGUGGGGGAGAUGCGAGCCCGCAACGAGAACGUUCGACCUCGUGAUUGGGCAGUCAAUUACGGGGAGCGUGUACCCACGAGGAUCUUGUUGAACCCUGUAAUACCAUUGUAGAUUUACUUGUAUAAAUAUGUUUCAAGAAGGCUAUUUUUCUUCCGUGACUGUUAUUAUAGGAAUACUUAUUGCGUGAUAAUUACCACAUGGGGUGGUGUUCAGGCAACAAGGCUAUUGUUCGUUUUGGCUGGCAGUCAUUGUAAUUAAAGGACAGUACAAACAAGAGGAUACUGAGAAAAGCCAAGCAACUCCGUCCAGGUUGACCGUUUUUACUACAAUAAACUAGAAGAAGUAACAACUUUGUUUUAAAAAAUUUGUGAAAUUGGUAAUGUCUAAACAUAAUACACAUUAUUAUGUACAGUCACAAGUUACAUCUCGUCACAUGGUAUAUCUUACCUUACAUAAGAUUGUCUUUGCAAACAUGCCAUCCCCAAAUUGAGAGUAAACAAACAGCCGAGAGAAUGAAUACGAAGUGUAGCAGCGUUAAUUUUUAGUGGGGAAAUGUGCCAUUACCUGUUGUUGUGUUAGGACUGGGACAUGGCUGUGUUCUUUACUAGAUAUGUUUGUUCUAUCAGUUAAGGUGGCGCCAAUUCCCCCUAUUUAUCGAAUUCAUUUUUGAGAUGUGUCGCAACUUCUGGGGAUAGCAAGUACCAAUCUGUAAGGUUAGAUGACCAGCGAGGGACGCUGUAACCCCCGACAGCGUAAACGGUGUGCAUUAUAACGGGCAUGUUGCAAGCUAUCAAUCCCACCUUACCCCAUCCAGCUGAUGUUGUUUUUUUUUUUCUCCAAAGACUAUUAUGAUGGAAGUCCCGGUGGCCAUUUCCGUUAUCCUAUCAUUCUAUCAUCAUGGAACUUUUGAUUCUUUUUGUAUGAAUCGUUGUUUCUGACAGUGAUGACAGGCCAAGUUGAUACGGACAUUAAAAAUGAAUGCAAAAUCAAAAUGAUAAAACAAAGCCAUGUCUGGCCCCGUCCCGUAUGGUUAACGAACUUGACCUUCCCGACCUAACAGAUAGAACUGACAAGAGGAGUGCAAGGAUAGUCCGUUUGCACAUAAUGUCAAAUUCCAGUUUACUCAAACCAGCAACCCUCACCAUUUUCCCAAACUAUGUGCACUUUGCUGAAGUAAAUGAGAACUCCAGUCUCUGCAGAAUAUAACUUUCAA
Aplysia californica (California sea hare) is the source of this 2406-nucleotide messenger RNA. RefSeq lists its product as uncharacterized. The record is from RefSeq and is a predicted model, not a curated record. NCBI's taxonomy places the organism in Eukaryota, Metazoa, Mollusca, Gastropoda, Aplysiida, Aplysiidae.